AUUAUACAAGUGUGAUGAAGUUAUACAUACUUAUUCUCAUUGCUUGUUUAGUCAUUAGUUAAGCUUAGGAAGACAUCAAAUAAGGAGAAACUACUUAAUAGGAAUCUGAAAUUCCAAAAGAUGACAAUAACAACAACAUUCCUACAGAAGGAAAAUUUAAAUCAAGAACCAAAGAAGAAAUCAUCAAAGAAAGAGAUACUCUAUAAACUUUAUUAAAAACUUUGAAUUAUUCUUGUAUUGUUUUAGCUAGAAUGUAAUUAUCAAGAUAUAAGUCUGAAUUAAUGAAAGUUAUUGAAAGGUAUUAAUUCACAUCAUAUCAUUAUAGUCAUUAAACCAAAUAGGAAUAAAGUAUAGUAUGGAAGAAAAUAUAUACAUCUUAUGUUAGUUAGUGUCAAAAAAGUAUAACAUAUGAUGAUAGUGUCAAAGUAAAAUUAUGAAAUAUAAUGAUUUUAGAUCUUCUCAUAAAUUUAAUCAAAAGAAUUCAAAUUUGAUGAUUACAGAUUCAUUUAUGAAAAUAUGACAUUAGAAGAUUAUAGUAAUGACAAAGUUGAUAUGCAUAUAACUUAAGCUGAAGAAAAAAUAUGGCAAUAUAUUUAGGAUUUUGAAAAAGCUAUGGAUUCCAAGGAUGAUGAAGAUGAUGAUGAUUCAUAACUCAAAAGAAAUUUUGAUUUGGAACCUAAAAUAUUUGGAUUUUCAUUAAAAUCAGUAAAAUCUUUACAAUACAUCAUGUUCUUUAUAUUUAUUUCAUUCAUUUUAUUCUUGGGUUACAUAGCAUAUAAAAAAUUACCUAAGCAAUAUGAAGAUUAAAAAAAGAAAAGAAGAAACUGA
Paramecium primaurelia is the source of this 828-nucleotide messenger RNA. Lineage: Eukaryota; Ciliophora; Oligohymenophorea; Peniculida; Parameciidae. The record is from the annotation of a GenBank genome assembly.